This is a messenger RNA of Encephalitozoon romaleae SJ-2008, 633 nucleotides long. Its product is annotated as putative methyltransferase. The record is from RefSeq and is a predicted model, not a curated record. Gene Ontology annotation, cellular component: nucleolus. The transcript has a single exon. Gene Ontology annotation, molecular function: methyltransferase activity. Bases 1 to 633 code for a protein of 210 amino acids. Lineage: Eukaryota; Fungi; Microsporidia; Unikaryonidae.
AUGAGUCUAGAAAAAAAGCUAAUGAAGAGGCUUGAGGGAGGGAAGUUUAGGAUGCUGAAUGACAGAAUGUAUCAUGGGAAGGGGUUGAAGAAAAAAGACUUGAGACUGUACCAUGAGUUGUAUGAUCUACAGGUGAAAAGGUGGCCUGUAAAUCCUCUUGACAUAAUAAUUGAGAAGAUAAAAGAGAAGGGAGGAGAUAUGGUGAUAGCAGACGUAGGGUGUGGAGAUGCAAGGAUUGCCAAGGAAUUUGAGAAUGUAAUAUCCUUGGACCUUCAUCCUUCUAAGAAAGGGAUAGUGCGGUGUGAUAUGAGCAAAAGGAUUCCCUUGGAAGACAAAAGUGUUGACAUUGCAGUCUGCUGCCUGAGCAUGAUGAUUGAAAACAUUGCAGUUCCUACAAAAGAGAUCAAUCGGAUACUAAAAGAGAACGGGUAUUGGUAUGUAGCAGAAGUCAGGAGUAGGAUACCUGGUGUAAGACUUCUAGAGAGGAAGUUUGAGGCCUUUGGGUUUGAAAUCAAGCAGGUUGAUGUGUCGAAUGAGCAGUUUGUUAUAUUUGUUCUGAAGAAGGUUCUAAGCAAGAAUUGGAAGAAGCUUCCCCAGAUAAAGCUGAUGCCAUGGCUAUACAAGAAGAGAUAG